Molecule: messenger RNA, 2412 nt
Organism: Gymnodraco acuticeps
Lineage: Eukaryota; Metazoa; Chordata; Actinopteri; Perciformes; Bathydraconidae
Gene: asb13b
Product: ankyrin repeat and SOCS box containing 13b
Exons: 6
Coding region: 165-1034 (289 amino acids)
Biological process (GO): positive regulation of protein catabolic process; protein ubiquitination; intracellular signal transduction
Molecular function (GO): protein binding
Source: RefSeq, a predicted model, not a curated record
GUUGACUGACUGGUCCUUCGCUGCCAUCACUCAAUGCGCAGCAUGAUGCCCCAUUGCGUUUUAAAGUAAUGCAGUCAUUACAGUCUUUAUUUAUUUACUUCUAAGAUGGAUAACAGGUUUGAUUAAAUAAACGCAGUUAACGGAGGAGAAAACGGCAUCAUGAAAUGGAGAUGACUCGGACCAGACCGUCCUUGUAUGGAGAAAUCGCUCAAGGUCUUGGCUUCUGGACGGACCGGUCAGCCGUGCAUGAAGCUGCUUCACAGGGCAGGGCGCUCCAGCUGCAGCAGCUGAUCCUGGGGGGGGCAACCGUUAACAUCGUGGCAGUAAGCUCCAUUACCCCCCUGCAUGAGGCAUGUAUACGGGGACACACCAAAUGUGUUAGACUGCUGCUGGAUGCUGGUGCACAGGUAGAUGCUCGGAACAUCGACGGCAGCACCCCGCUGUGUGAUGCCUGUGCAGCCGGCAGCCUUGAAUGUGUCAAGCUGCUGUUGGAGUACGGAGCAACAGUUAAUCCUCCAAUGUUUACCUUCACACCGCUUCAUGAGGCUUGCAUGGGAGGUAAUUCUGAGUGUGUCCAGCUCAUGAUUGAUCAAGGAGCUGACAUCGAGGCGCACGACUGCCACUAUGGGACACCGCUUCAUGUCGCCUGUGGAACGCAACAUUAUGACUGCGCCAAAGUUCUCCUCAAUGCAGGGGCAAAUGUGAAUGCUGCAACGUUACAUGAGACAACUCUUCAUCACGCAGCCAAAACUAAGAGCGUCGACUUGAUCGAUCUACUUGUGGAGUUUGGGGUAAACGUGUACGCGAGGGAUAAUCUGAAAAAAAAGCCCAUCCACUACACCAGUCUGGGAUCUCCCUCGUAUCUCUCCCUUGAGUUCUAUGAGAAUACCCCUCUCAGUCUACAGCAGAUCAGCAGAGUGGCUGUGAGAGGGGCUCUCGGCAUAAGAGCAUGUGAAGUUGUUUCCAAGCUGGAUCUGCCCAAUCGCAUCAUACGUUUUCUUUCUUACAUGCCACCUACAGUUAUUGAGAUCUAGACAGCAAUGAGACACCCAAGAUUCAGCUUCCAGAAAAAUCCAGACCGAAUAUGUCUGCUGACCCUGCAGAACUCAGAAAGUCUGACAGGAUGUUGAAGUUGGCAGAAGUACAUCACAGAUGACUAGCUUGGUGCAGAGAGAUUUCACAACAUCAAUAAUCAGAAUGUUUACCAAAGCAAAAUAGGCAACUUUGAUUUCUGUACCACAAACUGAUCGAGAAGUUCUGGCUUGCCUGUCAUCAAACAACUGCCUGGUUACACACCCAGCAAACACACAGCAAUAAGUCAUGUUUAAAAAAACACAUUAAUUUUAAGUCCAAUAUUUACUUGCAUUCAACUCUGGUUUUAUCUUCUGGCUCCCCACUAACCAUUACUUUACACAAACUCAACUCUGCUGUUUGUCAUUAUCUUGUUUGCAGGAAAAACAAAUGCUUUUAAGGGUUAAGAGAGAUGAGGCCUGGGCUGUGUUCGAAACAAUAUACAAACUUACUGCAUAGUACCACAAAGUCAAUCUGUAUGUACUCUAUACUGCCUACUAAAUUUUACAAUUAAUAAGGCCAUGACCAAAAGACUGUUCACACUCAAGUUAACUCAAGUAAUAUGUCUUAUUUGAUAACCUGUGUUCCCAUGCUUUCACUCAGCUGUAUUCAUAAUUAGUUAUUGUAACCGUUCAUUUUUGUGCAGUGCACCACACCAUUGUACCGUCCGAGGAGCCGCCAUGCACUGUGCGUCAGUUGAGUAUGUUAAGGCUUAACAUACUCUUAUACUUAACAGUUAAGUAACCUAACUUCUCUUACUCAGAAAUUCUUGUUAUUCUAGAAAACAUCCUGGUGUUUCUCACUUAAACAAAAUACACAAACGAUGCAGUUGGAACAUAAAUAUACGAAUUAUUGCGUCAUAUCAGCAUUAAUAGUAUUUUAGUAUAUGAUUUUUGACAGACCCACAGAUUCUCCUUUUAGCCCUUUGCAUUUGUUACGGCAACAACUGUUAUCUUUAUUACUAUAACGAUUCUGAUGGCCUUACAUUACCUCCAGCAGAGCUUAAUCCACCUUUACCCUGAGCACAUUCCUGAUUUGCCACUCCCAUACGGGCAUGUACGGCCCAAACAAUGAAUCCCAGAAGCUUUAUCUAAUCAAUGGCUUUUUGGAGAUUAUAUAAUAUAAAAUAUAUAAACGUGAACUUGGCUUGCUCAAUAUGAUCAAGUAAGUGUGACUUUAUUAUAGAUCCUGUAAUAUUUAACUAAGCACAGAGGGAACAUGAAGUAGUUUUAUAACUAGGGUUAUAUCACUGUAUUUAUUUGUAUAUAACAUGAAAGUAUUUAUUUUUAAUGUUAAUGUGUAAAUAAUACAGAUGGUUCUACCUCGAUUAAAUUAAAGUUA